Mytilus californianus (California mussel) is the source of this 4247-nucleotide messenger RNA. RefSeq names its product transmembrane protein 185A-like. Lineage: Eukaryota; Metazoa; Mollusca; Bivalvia; Mytilida; Mytilidae. Bases 400 to 1269 code for a protein of 289 amino acids. The transcript has 7 exons. The record is from RefSeq and is a predicted model, not a curated record.
GGAUUUAACUCCUUUUCACAAGUGGGGUGAGUUUGUAGUCCUAAAUUCAUCUGGAUAUGAAUAUUUUUCAUAAGUUGGAUGAAUUGGCUGGCCUAAAUUCACAGGGAUUUAAAGCCUUUUCAUAAGUGGGGCAAGUUGGAAGGCCUAAAUUCAGAUGUAUUUAACUCACUUUCAGUAGUGGGGUUAUUUGGCAGGCCUUAAUUCAGCUGGAUUCAACUCCUUUUCAGUAGUUGUUAGAAAAAGUAGGGAGGCAAGUGGAGCAAUUUGGCAGUGGGUAAAUUUUUGGUGUUUUCCUGCCUGCUGUUAUUUUCAUUCUUGUUUGCUCUAAGAUUAGACAAUACAAUCGAAUGGAGUUAUUGGGUGAUAUUUUUACCAAUAUGGAUCUGGAAGAUUGUUGUAAUGGCUGGUGCAGGUGUUGGCAGUUACAUUUGGUGGAAAAAUCCACAAUACAGAUUGGAAGGCAAUGGUUAUGUCCAGUAUAAAGCUAUGGUGAUAUGUACAGGACUGCACCUGCUAUUGCUGAUGUUCGAAAUUUUAGCCUGUGAUAAUUUAGAGACUGAACACCAUUCCUGGAUACUUGUUUUUAUACCUUUAAUGUUUAUGUCAGUUGUAUCUAUUGGUAUUUGUGUAUGGGCUGUAAAAAAUGAACGCUCUUUUGAGAUGGAGCUGUUUUGUUCUGUAAAUAUUCUACAAUUUAUAUUUCUGUCUCUAAGAUUAGAUAAAGUCAUCCAGUGGAGCUGGGUGAUUGUUUUCAUUCCAAUUUGGAUUUUGAUGUGUACAGCCAUGAUAGGAGUAUUAUAUGCUAUUAUUCUAGCCAUAAUAUUAAUCAAAUCGCCAGACAUUAUUCCACAACAAAGACGUGGAAAUAUUUCAUCUGCCAUAGGUUAUUCAUUAAUGGUAGUACCAUUACUUGUUUUUGAGGUACUAUUAGCCAAUCGUUUAGAUGGUGACAAUCAUUUUAAAUACACUGCCAUUACAGUGCCAUUGUUUAUUUCUCUCAUAACUUUGAUCUGUCUCUCAUUUGGUGCUAAGGGAGGUAACCAAUGGUGGUUUGGAAUCAGGAAAGACUUCUGUCAAUUUCUAUUAGGUAUCUGUCCAUUACUACAAGAGUAUGGAAAUAUUUCAUAUACAAUUCACAAAGACAAUAGUUUCACUGUGGAAUCACGGCCACCACCAGACAAGGCUGAAAGAAUACCACAUAAAAAAUCCAUACAUGACGAACAACCCAAACCAAUAGUACCUGUGAUAUCUAUUGAAACACCAGACUGAAACUCAAUCAUUUCAUUUAUAUUUUUUAUACGACCGCAAAAAAAUUUUGCGGCCGUAUAUUGGUAUGACGUUGGCGUCGUCGUUGUCCAAAGACACAUUGGUUUUCGCACUCUUACUUUAGUUUAAGUGAAUGGAUCUCUAUGAAAUUUUACCAUAAGGUUCAAUACCACAAAAGGAAGGUUGGGAUUGAUUUUGGAGAUUAUGGUACCAACAGUUAAGGAAUUAGGGGCCAAAAAGGGGUCAAAAAUAAGCUUUUUUGUAACUUCCAGACAUAACUUGUGUGUUAGUGUAUUGAUCUCUCUGACAUUGUACCACAAGGUUCCAUAUCAUAAAGGGAAUGCUGGGAUUGAUUUUGGGGGUAAUUGCCUCAAAAUUUUAGGAAUAAGGGGUCAAAAAAGGGGCAAAACACAAGCAUUUUCUAGUUUCAUGACAAUAACUUGUUUGUAAGUGUAUGGAUCUUUCUGAAAUUGUACUACAAGGUUCCAUAUCACAAAGGGAAAGCUGGAAUUGAGUUUGGGGGUAAUUGCAAAAAACGUUUAGGAAAAAGGCGCCAAAAAGGGGCCAAAAAUAAGCAUUUUUCUAGUUUCCAGACAAUAACUUGUGUUCAAGUGUAUAGAUCUCUCUGAAAUUGUACUGCAAGGUACCAUACCACUAAGGGAAGACUGGGAUUGAUUUUGGGGGUAAUUGCCUCAAAAUUUUAGGAAUUAGGGGCCAAAAAGGGCAAAAAACAAGCAUUUUUCUAGUUUCAGGACAAUAACUUGUGUGUAAGUGUAUGGAUCUUUAUGAAAUUGUACUACAAGGUUCCAUAUCACAAAGGGAAAGCUGGGUUUGAGUUUGGGGGUAAUUGCCCAUAACGUUUAGGAAUUUGGGGGCCAAAAAGGGGCCAAAAAACAAGCAUUUUUCUAGUUUCCAGACAAUAACUUGUGUUCAAGUGUAUGGAUCUCUUUGAAAUUGUACUGCAAGGUACCAUACCAUAAAGGGAAGGCUGUUAUUGAGUUUUGGGGUGAUGAAUCAUAAGGGGGUUCAAAAAAUUGGGGGGGGGGGAUUUUUUUUUCCUUUUUUUUUCUUUAAAAUUUUCCAUUUUAAAUUGGUUAUUUCUGAUUUAUAUAUAAAAGCAAAAAAUAAUGAUAUGGUUUGAAUAGGUAAAUUAAAAUUUUCUUAGACCACAUUCAUUCUGUGUCAGAAACCUAUGCUGUGUCAAAUAUUUAAGCAUAAUCCAAAUUCAGAGCUGUAUCAAGCUUGAAUGUUGUGUCCAUACUUGCCCCAACUGUUCAGGGUUCGACCUCUGUGGACGUAUCAAGCUGCGCCCCAGCGGAGCAUUUUAUUCUUGUCUGCUAUGUAAAUUAUGGAAGGCUAGUCAUAGAUAUUGCUUUUCCCUUUUUUACCGGUGUCUUUAAAGUCCAUCAUAUGUUCUGUGAUUUAGUAGUGUAGAGUGAGAUUGGAAAUGCAAGUAGGCAUGUCAUCGUAUAGUUAUCCUUUAUCAUCACCACAUCUGUUAUAUGCAGCUAACAAUGCCUUAAAAUAUCAUUUAAAUGCCUCUGCUCUUUGGUCGGGUUAUUGUCUCUUUGACACAUUCCCCAUUUCCAUUCUCAAUUUUAUCUCAUUUACUUUCCAUAAGUACAGGCAAGACAUAUUUCUGUGUCCACAGUGUAUGUUUAAAGAAAUACAGGGUUAUAAAAUUGAUAAAGGAAUUCCUUUUAUCAUUCAGCAACCUAUAGUUGGGGAUACUCUUUUUCAUGUUUCCCCCUUUCUAGCAUAUUUUGUGCCAAUUUAUUUCCACGAUUUUCAUCAUUUGUUUGUGUAUUUAUGUAUAAAAAGAUCCAUGUAUGACAAAGUCGUGACGAUUUAUAUUCGGUUUAUCUAUCUACUCGCAAAAGUUGCAUAAAAUUAAUUGCUUGCCAAAAUUAGCUGGUUUACAUUACGAGUUACAUAAGAGUUUGUGAUGAAAUAAGAAAAUUGGAAACACUUGAAAUAGCAACUUUCUUAAAUCAUGAAAAAUUCAUACAAAAUAAAAUAAAUGAAUCCACAGUAAAUGUGAGUAUCUUUGUUAUCAUUUUGUUAAGGUCAGUCAUUUGUUUUUUCUUUUAAAGUUUUAUGGACAAAGGGAAAUAACUCAACUAACAAUAUUGCCUGGAUAUGUUUCUUGCAUAAAAAUAUGCAAUAUGUAACUCAUUGACUUCAAUUGCCAACUGAAUAGAAACUUCCACUCUUUCAUUCAGUACCCUUAGCAAAAGCUAUGUCUUGUCUUGUAGUUGUGUGCAGUGACAUUUGAGUACAUCAAUCUUACUAGCUUUGUUUUGUACAAAAUUCAGAAAAAUUCUGGUUGGGUUGCCUUUCAACUUCUGUUUGGGGAAAAAAAACAAAGUUUAAUGUUAAGUUGUAUGACUUUCAUAGAUCUGUCAUCUUUAAAGUGAAAUAAUGAGAAAAAAUAAAAAAUACAGUGUUUGUGAAAGUUUCAUGUGUAGCUCAUUAAGAUUAGCAUAUAAAUGGGAUGCUAGAAUAUAAAGAAUAGAGAAUGGUCAAAUAAAUAAAGAAUGUAGAAGAAUAAUCUAAUAAGUUAAAGAAUAAAGACAUGAGGGACCCCCAUCCAGAACCCCAUAGAUUAGGGUUUGAAAAAAACAGAAUUUUCACAAAACCCAGAUAGUUACUUUAUGAAUUUUUAAAGAUUUAACAAUAUAUGUAUUUAUUGCUUUGUGUUAAGUUCAAACUGACAAGUUUAUCUAAAACUGUCUGAAUAUGUGAUUUUUCCUGUGGUCUUAGAAAAAAAGGGAAUAAUUUUCUCCAUGUGCUGGAAAAAUCAUAAUUGCAUAAAAGAAUUUUCCAAAGCUUUUUUUCAAAAGAAUCCUUAAACAAUUAUCCAGAAUAAAACUUCUGAAUAUUACAAGUUUUUUUUUUAUUGCAGAUCAACUAUGAUUUAAAUGUGACAAAUGGUUGAAUUUAUAUGGAUAUUUAUAGUAUGAAUAAAAUUUUUGAUAUAG